Prunus armeniaca (apricot) is the source of this 471-nucleotide messenger RNA. The record is from the annotation of a GenBank genome assembly. NCBI's taxonomy places the organism in Eukaryota, Viridiplantae, Streptophyta, Magnoliopsida, Rosales, Rosaceae.
AUGCAAUGGGCCAUUGACUUAGUGGGUCCCUUGCCACCAGCACCCGCCAAGAAAGAAAUGAUGAUCGUCGCCACCGACUAUUUUACUAAAUGGAUCGGGGCCGAAGCUCUAUCCUUUACUAAAGAAGCCGAUGUGGAGCGAUUCAUCUGGAGAAACAUCAUCUGCCGAUUUGGCCGCCCACAGUCGCUAGUCACUGACAAUGGCUCACAAUUCAUUGGCAAGCAGAUUACCGCCUUCUUUGCGAAAUACAAGAUCAAGCAACACCUGUCCACUCCGAGACUAGAAGGCGCCGAAGGGAAAUGGGUGAACGAACUCCCCGAAGUACUAUGGGCUUAUCGCACCACCAAACGAAUGUCGACUGGCAAAACCUCAUUCUCCCUCGCCUAUGGGACGGAAGCGAUCAUCUCUCCUCACAUCACAGUCCCCUCCAUAAGCCUUGAGGUGGGCAGUGUUGAUCAAAACUCCGAGUAG